This is a messenger RNA of Puccinia triticina, 1074 nucleotides long. RefSeq lists its product as uncharacterized. The transcript is spliced from 8 exons. NCBI's taxonomy places the organism in Eukaryota, Fungi, Basidiomycota, Pucciniomycetes, Pucciniales, Pucciniaceae. Gene Ontology annotation, molecular function: zinc ion binding. The coding region runs from base 1 to 1074 and encodes 357 amino acids. The record is from RefSeq and is a predicted model, not a curated record. Gene Ontology annotation, cellular component: cytoplasm; nucleus.
AUGAUCAUCGCCAAGGCAUUGCGCAAGCCGGCUGCCCCGCUCGCCGCCGUUGAGCUCUACCACAACGCCACCAAUAACCUCAAGUCAACAGUAUCAAGCAUUGGCACGAGCGCGUCCCCUCCCGGGCCUGCAUCCUUAGUCGACAAGCACCAGCAACCCCCACAACAGGCCUUGGAACUGCUCCAGGAGGGCCUCUCGUGGCCUGCCCGGCUGCCCCAUCUCGACGGCGUCCUGCUCUGCUACGACACAACGGAUCCGGACGCGCUCGACCAUCUGCGGCCCUUGCUCCAUACGUUCUGGACUCGCGGCGGGAUCUCGUUGAUCGUCUCGGCCUGCAACUCGGACAAAGAACUGGAAGGCGGGGUCGAUGCCCCGGGCAAGAAGAUGCGCAGCUCGUUCAAUUGGAUUGUCAAGGCGUUCAAAGAAGCCCGCGGCAAGCAUUGGUCGUACUGCCUCCUCGACGAACAUCCUGGGCUUGAUGUAUGGGGACAAAGGGGCUCGCGGGCCUCAUUGCUUGUUGCGUUGAUGAAGACGACGACGACCAGGGGCGGCGGCGACGGCUCGACAGGUCUCAGGACUACUGGGGCCGACAUGUCGGAGGACGAGGAAGAGGAGCUGGCCGACAAUCUGCCCGACGAGCCCACCCUGCCACGGCGCAAGAUCGAGAUCCCCCACUUCAAGGAGAUCAUCCUCAUGUCAACCAACUGUGCCAGCUGUGGAUACAAGGACAACAAGGUCAAGUCCGCGACCGCAAUCUCGCCCAAGGGCACCAAGCUCGUCCUCCGCGUGACUGACAAGGAGGACCUGGCGCGGGACAUCCUCAAGUCCGAGACCGCCAAGCUCACCAUCCCCGAGAUCGACCUGCACCUCAAUCCGGGAAUGCUCGGCGGCCGGUUCACAACCCUCGAGGGCCUGCUCGGCGGCCGGUUCACGACCCUCGAGGGCCUGCUCGUGCAGGUCUUCAAGGAGCUCGACCAGAAGGUCUUCACGACCGGCGACUCCGUCUCCCUCCCCGUCGCCCAAAAGCCCCCCUCAUCCGCAGCCGCAGGCGUCCAGGAGCAGCAGGAGGGCUAG